CCAGCAAGAGAGCGCCGCACACAGAGAUGACGUUGUCAGUCAUCUGUGAUAUUGGUUAACAAUCGCAAAACUUUUCGUCAAUAGGCAAACCCACCUCUGGAGAAGAGGCACAGUAGGUCUGUUGACCAGACGAAGGCAACUGAAUUUUAAGGCGCUUUACCGUUUUCUGGACAUCUUAGAUGGGUUGUUGAUCAGCUCUGGAGCCAUAAAACGGAGAUAGCUGUAGAAGGCAUCAAUUAUUGGUAGUUUAGAGUUUCUCAAUCGCCGUUCAAUUGCAUAAUAUUUAUAGUGGAUGCCGACCCAGACAUGGAGCCAUCCGCCAUAACAUUAUUGGCCUUCAAUCUGUUUGUUGGCAUAACAGGUAUCAUUGGAAACGCGUUACUGAUGGUCGUUGUGCUCUCAAAUGCGUCAAUGCGUACAAUUCCGAACGCGCUUAUUUGCAAUAUGGCAUUCGGGGAUUUGUUCAUGCUUACUGUAUCGGUGAUAGUAAAUACAAUAUAUGAUAUAAAUAAUGGGGAUUUCACUCUAGGCCAUGCUACAUGUAUUUUUGUGAAUUUCACCCAGGUAAUGUCGAUGGGCGUCUCGAUUUUUACGCUAGUGGCUCUGAGCGUUGAUCGCUAUCAAGCGAUCGUUAAGCCCAUGGAACGCAAGUCAUCACGAUUCCGCACAGCCGUCACUAUCGUUAUUAUCUGGAUGGUUUCCAUAGCCGCCGCCUCUUCUAUGAUUUUUCUGAGCGAUCUGGUGCCAGAAUCAAAUGGAACCUCCUCUUGUCACCAUGUCGAACAUAAUACAAACGAGGCGCGUAUUUUCGAAUCAAUACGCAUGCUGUUAAUGUACGUACUCCCCUUACUCUUGCUAUGUGUUUUCUACAUUAGAAUCGCUUUCAUCUUGUAUCGAAGUUCGAUGCAGAUGCCCGGUGACGGGCAAGUAUCCCGGCAAGUGCAAGACAGGAAGAGAUUAGCACUGAUAAUAAUGGUACUUGUGUUACUUUUCGCUAUAUUGUGGUUGCCGUACGUAGUCUACAGUUUGAAAUCGGAGUUUAUAACAGAAGAAGAAUAUGCUGAAAACGAAAAGGCAUAUACACAUUUGCUUAUGAUUGCAAUUAUAAUGGGUUCUUUGAAUUCAACAAUUAACCCCAUUGCGUUAUGUAUGAUGAGCAAGAACUUCAGAAGAUAUUUCAUAAUGUACUUAAGUUGUAAAUGUUUUAAACGAGCACCGGUGAACGAUUAUAAAACUACUAUCAAGCGCGAAGGGACGUCAGUGACUAGGAUUUCUUCAGAUGACAGUACAAGGAGAAUAAAGCGAUGCGGAGGAGAAGAGUACAUUCAAAUGAAGCCGAGCAAUUCUCCGUUAAAGGGUGAAGAUUUUUGAAAAAUAACAUCCUGAAAUAACCUAAUACGAUACAUUAAAUAGGUAGAUUAUUGUCGAAUGCGUAUUAUGCAACAGCUUAAGAAAGGUAAACCCAAGGGUGUCCACAUGGAUAGAAAAUGUUUACAAUCUCGGACUCACUUACAUAAUAGCCAAUAGUUUUAUUUUUAGUUUUUGUGAAACACAUUGAUAACGUGUGUCCUAAAAAUAUACCAAUUUAUGUAGCCGUAUUUAUUUUAUGAAUGUAGAUAUUUUUGUAAAUAUAAUUUAUGAAUAAAAUAUAUAAUUUAUAUAUAUUGUGCAUACAUGUGACAGAUUUAUAUAUAGGCACUUAAUUAUAUUUAUUCACAAUAUAUUAUACAAUAUUCAACUUAAAAUUUAAGAAUACUCAGUUUAUUUAAUAUUUUUUAUCAAUUUAAAAAAAAAUACUGCAUUAGAUUGUGCCAGGAUGAUAAAGUCAAUAAUUAUUUAAGUUGUAUACCUCCUCAUUCGCCGUAAUAGAUAUUAUGAUUUUCAUACUCUAUUGGUUUAGAACAUUAGAAUAUAAUUUGGGCAUUAUGUCAAAAGAUUAUAAUUAAAAUACAUUCAACUUAGUUUAAUACAGACGAAUGUGCCCGGCCAGUCAUCAUUUUCUAAAUUAAUAUCGAAUAUUUAUAUACAUCUUAAAUUGAAAGCAAUUUGUUUUUCUCCUGCUUAUUGUCAUUAUGAUUACGGCACGAAGUUUUAUUUAUUUUUUUUUUCAAAAUGCCGAAAAGUCAGUUCAAAAUGUGUAUACCUCCCGUAUAUACUGUUAGGCUUAUGUAUGUAUACAUUUUUAUAAGGAAUAGUGUGUGUCAGAGACAAACAACAAAGAAAUGUUUGACGUAUUUUAUAUAUAUUCUUAUCAAUAUAUGAAAUAAGUAUUUGAAUCUGUUGAACCAUGAAGCCUCUGUGGUCUAAUGGUAUGACGCUCGCCUUGACAGCGAGAGGUCGCA
Anneissia japonica is the source of this 2342-nucleotide messenger RNA. RefSeq names its product bombesin receptor subtype-3-like. Gene Ontology annotation, cellular component: membrane. The record is from RefSeq and is a predicted model, not a curated record. Bases 307 to 1371 code for a protein of 354 amino acids. The transcript is spliced from 2 exons. Gene Ontology annotation, molecular function: G protein-coupled peptide receptor activity. NCBI's taxonomy places the organism in Eukaryota, Metazoa, Echinodermata, Crinoidea, Comatulida, Comatulidae. Gene Ontology annotation, biological process: G protein-coupled receptor signaling pathway.